Messenger RNA from Dalotia coriaria, 3388 nucleotides. RefSeq names its product ATP-binding cassette sub-family G member 1. Gene Ontology annotation, cellular component: membrane. NCBI's taxonomy places the organism in Eukaryota, Metazoa, Arthropoda, Insecta, Coleoptera, Staphylinidae. The transcript is spliced from 10 exons. The record is from RefSeq and is a predicted model, not a curated record. Gene Ontology annotation, molecular function: ABC-type transporter activity; ATP hydrolysis activity; ATP binding. Bases 708 to 2708 code for a protein of 666 amino acids. Gene Ontology annotation, biological process: transmembrane transport.
AACCCUAUUAUGAAGUACGAGUGAAAGCGGUUUUUAGGAAAAAUGAAGUGAUAAAUAUGAAAUUGAUACAAAAAUUAAUUCAUUUGUGCAAUUUCUAACACCAUUCUUGGAAAACCAGGAAAUCAUUAAAGAAUUUGUAAAAUCUGAAACACAUGAACAAAUUACUUCUCGCGUCUGACAUCCGUCGAGUCUUCUGCCCGCACAAUAAACGCACUUUUAAGUCGUGCGAAUGACGCGCGCACGGUGCACAUGCAGCUUAACAUGCGCGUUUUCUCCGUCGGCGGCGGCGGCGUCACAAUUAUCCAAGUAUAAAACAAUUUAGUGCUUUAGACGUAUGCAUUCAGUCCCCGCGAGCUGAGCGCAAUCACAAUCCCGCCGCGCGCGCCGCCAUCGCCACCGUUCGUCGAGGAAAGCGCGCCCGCAUUCGCACGAUCGCAGCGCGCCGAAGCGCUCGACUUAAACUUUUACUCAGCAAGUUCAAUUUGACUCAAUUCAAACUGUGCGCGUUAAUAAAAAAGUGUUCAGAUAAUUGCGAACAAUGGGAAAAUUUGCUACUUGAUUAACUAUUUAAUUGAUUAAUAAACUAAUAACUACAUCCGUUUGACACUUUAAACUUUAUACAGUUCGAGUUGAUUGUUUAUAUCAGUUGGUCUAAAUACGCUUGCGUUUAUAAAUAACCCGCGUGUGGCUGCUAUUUUCGCACGAAAAUGACGACCAAGGAGGAUUUUGUAAAUAAAGGCGGCAGUCCGCUGAAUUGCUGCCAGAGUAAUGACUCGCUGACGUCGACGUCCACCGAUCAAGACGACGCCAUCAAAAUCUGCGAGGCAAUGAAUAACUUUGUCAUCUCGCCGAAGCGUAAACCAUCGAUGAAUAACCGCAUCAAGAAAACUUUCCCCAAGCGCCCGCCGGUGGAUCUCAAGUUCGAAGACAUCACCUACACUUCCACCGAGUGGAAGUUCAAGAAAUGGAUCACUAGAGAGGAUAAAGAAAUUCUACAUCGAGUGUCCGGCGAAUUUAAAUCUGGCGAGCUGACAGCGAUUAUGGGUCCUUCAGGAGCUGGCAAAUCCACAUUACUUAACGGAUUAGCUGGAUAUAUAUUCAGAGGCUUCAAAGGAACUGUUCAAUUCAACGACGAAGUACGCGAUGAAAGUCCACGUUUCAACAAGCUCAUCGCAUACAUUCCACAAGACGAAGAAUUGCGACUACCACUUACAGUCAUGGAAAACAUGAUGAUUGCUGCCGAUCUUAAGCUUGGUUACUCAGUAAGCACUGAAUACAAAGUCAGUCAAGUAAAAGAAAUCCUCGAGGUGUUAGGUCUACAACACACCCAUCACACAAUGACGGGCAGGUUGUCAGGUGGGCAGCGGAAACGUCUCGCCAUUGCUCUGGAACUGCUUAGCAACCCGCCGAUCAUAUUCUUAGAUGAACCUACAACUGGCCUGGACAGUUUAUCAUGCAGUCAAUGCGUGACGUUGCUGAAAAAACUCGCACAUGAAGGACGAACUGUGAUAUGCACGAUUCAUCAACCUUCUGCACUGCUCUUCGAGAUGUUUGACCAUCUUUAUGUACUCUCAGCAGGCCAGUGCGUGUUUGAUGGAAAAGUAGACGCACUCUUGCCACAACUGGAACAAAUCGGACUCAAUUGUCCUCCGUUUCAUAAUCCUGCUGAUUUUUUGAUGGAAGUAGCAAUUGGUGAGCAUGGUACAGAUGUCGACGACCUCGCAGCGUUGCAACGUCGUUGUGGAGCUGAAAGAGCACGGCUAAUCGCUGAAGCUCCACCGGAAGUACUGACUGAGAAGGAAUUAUACGCCCGGAAAGUGUCGCAAAUGACACCGAGCAUUGAAGACAUCUCUAAUUUUGCUGCCCCUAAACCUGCAAACAGUCUUAUGCAGUUUCUACUGCUUUAUAAGCGUAAUUUAAUGAUUACUAAACGAUGUUCUAAAUUAUUCAUUAAUAGAAUAGUGGCCCAUAUUGCCGUUGCUUUACUUUUUGGAUACCUCUAUAAGAAUGUAGGCACAUCAGCGUCAACGCUAUUAGCCAACUAUGUUUUUCUUUACGGAUCGAUGCUUCUUUUAGUUUAUACCGGCCAAAUGUCUGUUACACUUUCAUUUCCUUUGGAGAUUCAAGUGUUAAAAAGAGAACAUUUCAAUCGAUGGUUUAGAUUGGGCCCAUAUAUGAUAUCAAUACUAUUAAUAGAAAUACCAUUUCAGAUUGCCUGCACGUGGAUGUACAUUGGUAUAUCUUACUACUUGACAGGACAAUUAAUGGAUUAUCGUGUUUAUUUCUUUGUGAUAUUUUGCACAUUGGGCACGAUUUGUGCUCAAUCAUGGGGAUAUUUUAUUGGAGCAAAUUGUCCCAUCAGCGUAGCAGUAUUCGUCGGCCCAGUGUUAGCUUGCCUUUUCUCCGUGUUCGGUUUCUGUAUCACAUACAUGGAUACGCCGUACAUGUUCCGAUGGCUGUAUACAAUCAGUUACUUCCGGGCGAGUUUCCACGGCCUCACGUACGCCAUCUACGGUCUUACGCGGCCGCUACUCGACUGCCCCGAAGAAAUGAUUUACUGCCACUAUCAGGACCCAAAGAAGUUCCUUGAUGAGUACGGUAUCGAUGGGCUUAACCUCUGGAGUAAUAUCUCGCUCAUUGUCGGUAUCACAUUCAUUUUACAUGCUUCUACAUAUGUUUCACUAUGGUGUAAACUCAAUCGACGAUAAUCUAAUCGUUUAAUGUUAUUUCUUUAAUUAUUUAUUUUCCUCCGAAGGAAAUUUCAAUGCUAGUGAAAAACGCCGUACUUUACAACCAAGAUUAUGUAUACCUACGAUAUAAUCAUCACAGAAUAUUUAUUGAAACAAACUAGUGGAUAGUUCAAAUUCAAAACACAUAAAAUAUUUGAUUGUUAUACGAAAAGGAGAAACCUAAUGUAUUUAUUUCGAUGAAUAAUACUUAAUACGAUUAGCAUACGAUUAACUUAAUUUUUUAGUUGUCAAACUAAACUAAAGUAAUUAAACGCGAAUUACUCGCAUCACUCUAAGAAAGUUGAUAAAUAUAGUAUUAUCUAGUUGUAGUUAACUAAUUAUUUUUGUACUAAUUGAACAAGGCGUUAAACGACCGAGUAUACCAACUAAAAACUGGACAAAAGGGUUUUUGAUUAUAUAUAGGCAAUGAAAAAUAACAAUAGCCAGUUUUGUGUAAUUAUUAUUACUUUUAACAAUAUUUGUUUGUAACUGUAACUUCAUAACCAAGUUUGGUGUUUGUUAAUGCCAAAGACUUAGUCGUAGACGAUUUGUGAGACACACUAUAGUGGUAUUAAUACGUAAUAAUGCAAUUUAAAUUUAUAAAGAUACAAAUUGUUGUUAUUCCAAGUGCAAAUAAAAUAUAAACAAUAAUUAAAUAA